AUGUCAGUUGCAACUCUGAGUAAUGAUGAAGAAGAAGAUGCAGAUCAAGUGUAUGAUGAAAAUACUAGAAACUUUGUUGCCUUCUUCACUGCGACAGAGAUCCAGCUAGAUGAUGCAUUAUGGGCCCUAAGGACCGCAUUCAAGACUCCUAUUGGUGUUUCCCCGUUUAAACUUGUGUUUGGGAAGUCAUGUCAUUUGCCGGUUGAGUAUGAACACAAGGCAUAUUGGGCAGUUUCAAGGUUGAAUUUGGAAGAGGACUCGGCAAGAGAGAAGAGGUUGUUACACUUGAAUGAGCUUGAGGAGUUCCGGAUGGAUGCCUAUGAGAAUGCAAGGAUCUACAAGGAAAGGACCAAGUAUUUUCAUGAUAAGAGAAUUUUGAGGAGGAACUUUGAACCGGGUGACCAAGUGUUACUAUAUAAUUCAAGACUCAAGUUGUUUCCCGGUAAACUCAAGUCGAGGUGGUCGGGCCCUUUCCGAGUAGUGGAACAUUACCCAUCGGGCGCCGUUUCAAUUGUGGCUAAGUCGGGAGAUCCUUUUAUGGUGAAUGGACAAAGGUUGAAGCUCUUCAAUGAGCCGGAAUUCAAAGAAAAGGAGGCUAAUGUGGUUUGGGAUCUCUUCUAUCCCUCAUACACUUGA
Ipomoea nil (Japanese morning glory) is the source of this 636-nucleotide messenger RNA. RefSeq lists its product as uncharacterized. Gene Ontology annotation, molecular function: nucleic acid binding. The record is from RefSeq and is a predicted model, not a curated record. The coding region runs from base 1 to 636 and encodes 211 amino acids. Lineage: Eukaryota; Viridiplantae; Streptophyta; Magnoliopsida; Solanales; Convolvulaceae. The transcript has a single exon.